GCCGGCGCCUCCGGGUGCUGCGGGUUGAGGUCGGGGUUCCCUGCGGUGGGACGCGAUCUCGGGGACUUCAUCGUGAAAUCAGAGGCUGUCCUACGGGAGAUGGGGUGCUUUGCUCUAGAGACCCGGGGGAUCUCUGCAGAAUGACCAUGAGCCGGGCCUGAACUCGGCUGUCAGCAUCUGAAGGCCACUGGGCCACGCUCUGAGCCUCUGGUGCCUCCUUUCCAGGCCUGCAGCAUGGAGGAGGGUGUACACCUGGGCGGCCUGGCCAGGGUGGUCCACCUGCUGGUCUUGUCAGGGGCCUGGGGCAUGCAAAUGUGGGUGACCUUCGCUUCAGGCUUCAUUCUUUUCCGAGGCCUCCCCCGGCACACUUUUGGCCUCGUGCAGAGCAAACUCUUCCCGUUCUACUUUCACGUCUCUGUGGCCUGCGCCUUCGUCAACCUCUGCGUCUUGGCUUCACAGUACUCCUGGGCUCGAAUCACAUUCUGGGAGUCCAGCCAGGUCUUCCUGCUCCUGCUGAGCCUGGUGUUGGCCGCCGUCAACGACCGCUGGCUGGAGCCCCGCACCUCCAGUGCCAUGUGGGCGCUGUACAGGGUGGAGAAGGAGCGCGGCCUGGGCCAGGAUGCGCCGGGCAGCCGCCAGGGCCCCGACCCCUACCGCCAGCUGCAGGCCCAGGAUCCCAAGUACAGAGCCCUGCGCCAGACCUUCUUCCGCUACCACGGCAUGUCGACCCUCUGCAACCUGGGCUGUCUGCUGGCCAACGGCCUCUGUCUCGCUGGCCUCGCCCUGGGCCUCCGCAGCCUGUAGCUGCUCACUGCCUCCCUGGCCCUGCUGGGGCUCCAAAUAAAUCCAUACACUUUGGGAAAUGCCAACUGUCGCUUUGUCCAGCGGAGAGGUGGGGGGGGUGUGCUUGUGAGGGGCAGCGGAGUGCACCCCGCCAAUGAAGAUUCACUGUGUGUCAGCUCUGCCCACGGCUGGACACUCCCAGAUCGGGCCCUGGAUACUGCACUACCUGUGACUGUGGGCCAGCACUGCACAGUGCGGCCGUGGCUUCAUGUGGUCCCUCCAGUGACCCGAUUUCCCACCCCCUUGACCUGGGAGGAGGGGUGGCCUGGGAAAUGGGAGAGGCUGGAGCUCAGCAGGGGAGCACUUGCCUUCCAGGUAUAAACACUGAGGUUCAGUCCCCAUCAUGGGAAAUGCCAAAGGAGGAAACGAGGCAGAGAUACCAUCCGCUGCUUCCUCAAGAACCCCACCAGGUUUGCCUUUCACCUUCAUAAGAUCCAGAGGUGGGGCUGGAGCGAUAGCACAGUGGGUAGGGCGUUUGCCCUAGUUCGAGCAAGGCAUGAGUUGCUUUGCUCAUGCAACUCAUCCCCACUCCUGGCCGACCCAAGUUUGGAGUCCCAGCAUCCCAUAUGGUCCCCUGAACACCGCCAGGGGUAAUUCCUGAGUGCAGAGCCAGGAGUAACCCCUGUGCAUCGCUGGGUGUGACCCAAAACCCAAAAAGAAAAAAAAAAAAACCAGGGGUGUUGGAGAGAUAGACUACAGUAUACAGAAGGGAUGGUAGGGGCUGGAGCGAUAGGACAGGUGGGAGGAAGUUUGCCUUGCACGCAGCCAACCUGAAUAUGAUCCCCGGCACCACAUAUGGUCUCCCGAGCCUGCCAGAAGUGAUUCCUGAGUGCAGACCCAGGAGUAACCCUGAGUAUCACCAAGUGUGACCCAAAAAGCAAAAAAAAAAAAAAAAAAAACAAAAAACUAGUAAGUCCACACUUGUCUUGCACUCCAACCAAGCACCACACAUGGUCCCCUGAGUAGCUCCAGGAUCCCUGGAGCACUGAGCCAUGAGUAGUCCCUGAGCAGACUCAGAUGUAGCCCCCACAAAAUUCUAUGGGAACAAGUUGGGGUGUCGGUGCCAAGGAAACUUGGGACAACUUGUUACUGGGCGUGGGCCGCUGCGGCUGACUGGUGCAUGUCACCACCUUCUUCCACCUGGCAGCCCUGGGGGCAGAUGCUGUGGUUGCCAUGGAGCCGGGGGUCGGCACAGUGGUGGGUGGGUUUGAUUUCAACAUGAACUUGUUAUUUUGGUGCUGGAGAUCAAAUCUGGGUCUCCUGCCUGCAAGGUGUGGCCUCUAGCCUUCCCAGUUCCAACUGUGAACAUUUAGGAGAGGGAAUACAUACACCCAGUGCUUUGGCCACCGCUUCCGGCUUGGGUGCUUGGGGGGUCACUCUCAGGGGUGUUCUGAGGCCUUGAGGAUCCAACCCGAGACUCCCAGGUCUUUUGUUUUUUUGUUUUGCUUUGCUUUUUGGGUCACACCUGGCAGUGCACAGGGGUUACUCCUGGCGCUGCACUCAGGAAUCACCCCUGGUGGUGCUCAGGGGACCAUAUGGGAUGCUGGGAAUUGAACCCAGGUCGGCGGGCGUGCAAGGCAAACGCCCUACCCAUUGUACUAUUGCUCCAGCCCCUCCCAGGGGACUGACCCACCUUCUCAGCCCCAAACCCACCACUCCAGAAUCUCUCCUACAGGGGACUGAAGAAAGCUCAGUGGGGAGGGCAUUUGCCUUGCACGUGGUUGACCCAGGUUCGAUCCCCAGCAUUCCAUAUGACCUCCUUACAGGAGUAAUUCCCUGUUGGGGCUGGACUGAGCUAUCAGGGCGAGCCCAUGUAUACUGUACCGUACUACGGAUAGGAACAUAGGGACCCAUGAAAAUGGGCAUGAUUUCUCGUGUGUCCUGACUGAUUUGGAUGAAGCUGAACAUUUUCCCCCUUCAAGCUGCCUUCAGAAAAUAAUUUCAAUAUAUUGAAAGGGACAGUUUUCCUUUUCUCACAGAAGCCUGGCUGGUCUUCAACAUGCAGAUCUCGAGUGUUAGCCAGGCUUGAUCUUUGAUACUGUAAAUUAACAGGCUUUGGCCCAGUCUAGUCUUUGGGAUGUAGAUUUCAAGUGCUGGCCCAUUUUGUAUUUGAAGUGUAGAUUUCAUGUGUCAGCCCAGCCUUGUCUUUGGGAUGUAAAUCCAAGUGCUUUUAGCCCAAGAAAGGUUUCAGGUUUUUUUUUUUUAUUAUUAAUUUAUUUUUUAGUGAGUCACAGUGAGGGUACAGUUACAGAUUCACACAAUUUCGUGCUUGUUUUUCCCUCAUACAAUGUUCAAGAGCCCAUCCCUCCACCAUUGUCCAUUCUCCACCACCAAUGAACCCAGUAUCCCUCCCACCCCCCAAUCCCAUCCCCCCCACCCCACCCCGCCUCUGUGGCAGGACAUUCCAAUUUGUUCUCUCUCUCUCCUUUUGGGUAUUGUGGUUUGCAAUAGGGGUAUUGAGUGGCCAUCAUGUUCAGUCUCUAGUCUACUUUCAGCACACAUCUCCCUUCCUGCGCGUGAUCUCCAAUCACAUUUUACUUGGUGUUCCCUUCUCUAUCUGGGAUGACUUUCCCCCAGCAUGUGAGGCCAGCUUCCAAGCUAUGGAAGAAAGGUUUCAGUUUUGGGGCUGGAGCAAUAGCACAGCAGCUAGGGCAUUUGUCUUGCACACGGCCGACCCGGGUUUGAUUCCCAGCAUCCCAUAUGGUCCCCUGAGCACCGCCAGGAGUAAUUUCUGAGUGCAGAGCCAGGAGUAACCCCUGUGCAUUGCCAGAUGUGACCCAAAAAGCAAAAAAAAAGUUUCGAUUUUGGUUUUGUAUCUUCUUUCCUGAGGCCAAAAUUACUGGCCUGCAGAUGCAAGGAAACAAUGCUUAUUCUACUGCCUCAAUGUUCUUCCUGUAACUUCUUUUGAUGCCUUUGGUGACGUCACUGUAUUGCGCCCUUUAGAGGUACCAUGAUCAAU
Sorex araneus (European shrew) is the source of this 3802-nucleotide messenger RNA. RefSeq names its product transmembrane protein 205 (gene TMEM205). The coding region runs from base 235 to 804 and encodes 189 amino acids. The record is from RefSeq and is a predicted model, not a curated record. NCBI's taxonomy places the organism in Eukaryota, Metazoa, Chordata, Mammalia, Eulipotyphla, Soricidae. The transcript has 4 exons.